GGCCAACGCUGCUGCCCGAGCCUCCGCCCACUUUUGUGUGCUGUGUUCCUGUUGUGCCUUUGCCAUCUUUGACCUUGACGAACAACAAACAAACACAAACAGCGAGACCGGUGUAUGUGUUGGUGGUCUCUUCUUCAAGUGAAGAAACGUUUGAGAGGUUGAAGAGGAAGGCGGAGUGGCGACGUUGUUGAUGAACUCGCGCGCGAUCACACCGAGGCACAUCGAAGUCAGACAGCGAGCCAGUACCCAGCUUCACGAAGAGGACAUCAUGGCCGACGUGGAGCUCGUGCGCAUUGCGGCCAACAAGUCACUGCAUCAGGCUGCACGUGAAGGCGACAUUGAGAUCCUGGAACAGAUUCUCGCCUCCCAGCAGGAGCGAGUGUCUCUGUCAUCACAGCUCUCUUCCCGAACCACUGCCAGUGCAUCGGUACCCUUUAUCGACCACCAAGAUGACAGUGGCAUGACAGCCCUGCAUUAUGCCUGCAGGAACAACUGCGUGGAUGUCAUGCAGAAGCUGCUUUCGCGCGGUGCUCAACCACUCGUGCAAGGCGAGGAUGGCAUCACGCCCCUCCACCUCACUGCCAAGUACGCAUCCCCGCCGACGCUGCAGACGUUCCUGACGUACUUGCCGGAGGACACGAGUGUUGCUGAGAUUGAUGACGAAUAUGGGCAGACGCCGCUGCAUUACGCAAGCCAGCGCAGUGACCCUUCGUGCCUGGAAGUGCUGCUGCAGCGAAACUGCGAACCAAAUGUCACAGACAAGGCAAACGCCACGCCCCUGCACAACGCAGCCCAAGAGGGCAGGCUCGAGAUUGUGCAGUUGCUGGUGAAGUAUGGCGCAAACCUCCUGGCACGCGACGGCGAGGGCGAGACACCGUUGCACCAUGCGUGCAUGGAGGGACACGUGGAUGUGAUUGAGUUUCUCCUGCAACAGGCAGAAAACUCCGAAGGCGAAGCGACAGACAUCGUCAACAUUGCUGACAACCGCGGGCUGCAGCCGUUGCACGCUGCCAUGUACUCUGGCAGCAAGGACACAGUACUGCUGCUGCUGCAACACAACGCCGACCCCAACGUCAAGACACACAACUCCCGGCGCACACCGCUGCACACCGCUGCCCGCCACGGCCACCUUGACGUCGUCCAACUCCUCGUCAGCCAGGGCGCUCGCACGUCUGUGCGGGACGUGAAGGGGCAGCUGGCCAUCCACCGCGCUGCCGGGUACGGCCGCACAGCCGUCCUCGAAUACCUCUUCCAGGACAAAAUCGCAAAGGAGCGGUUUCUUGAGGCGCAGACGCGCCAGGGCCACCGCCCGCUGGCCCUCGCUGCCUCGCACGGACACGUCGACACCGUCAACCUCCUCCUCGACCUCGGCGCCAACCCAAUGAUGAAGGACAAGGUUGGCAAGACGCCGCUGCAUCUCGCCGUUGAGGGCGACCACUACGACGUCACAAAAGUGCUCAUUGACCGUUGCAGAGCAGUUUCGGCGCGGCCGUCUGUGAAUCCGCUCGCCGAGAGCACAGAGGACGGGGACGAGGAGGGCGAUGACGACGAAAGCGACACCCUUUCCCUGGGCGGGACGACAGCGCUGCUUGAGGCCGCUGACAAAUACGACACGCGCCCGCUGCACAUUGCAUGCGCCCUCGGCCACAAAUCCAUCGCCCGCCUCCUCGUCGACUCCGGGUGUCAGCUCGAUGUUGUGGACGACUCUGACCAGACGCCGCUUCAUCUUGCCGUCAAGAACGGCCGAUAUCAAAUCGUCAAGCUGCUGCUGCUGAAGAAAGUGCAGCUGGUGGCUGACGAGGAUGACAAGGCGCAGACACCGCUGCAUCUCGCUGCGCAAUGCGGUUUCCACCAGAUCAUGGAGCUCCUCAUCGCCAACGGCGCGAAUCUCAACGCCGCUGACGAUUUCCACCAGACGCCGCUCGCAGAGGCCGCAGCGGCGGGCCACUUGAAGUGCGUGACGGUGAUGCUUGAGAACGACGCCCACAUUGACCCGCGGGACAAGUUUGGAUCCACCCCGCUCCACGUUGCCGCAAAGGCUGGGCAUGCGAAGAUUGUGCAGCUGCUGCUGAGCCGCGGUGCGAACAUUGCACACCAGGACAAGAAGGGCAACACGUGCUUGGAUGUUGCAGCCAUCAACAAGCGCGUCGACGUUGCCAAGACCAUCCUCAACCAUUCCCACUGGAUGCGCGUUCUCAAGCGCAGGGUGAAAGAGGAACACAUUGCCAACGGCGCUGAGCGGCGGCUGCUUGGCUCCACGCCCUUCAAGCAACUCAUCGUGCACCUGCCAGAUGUUGCUGCCGUUGCCCUGGACAAGUGCGUGACGACCAACGAAGUGACGCCAGACCACGACGAUUACACCGUCCACUACAACUAUGAGCUGCUCAUGGAGGACCCUUCCCUCCCAGGCAAGAGUGCGCUGUGGUACAUGACGGUGCUGCUGCGAGAACCCGUCCUCAUGCACCCCGUCGUCUCCCACCUCCUCCGCCAGAAGUGGCUCUCGUUUGGCCGAUUCGUGUACUACCUCAAUCUCUUCUUCUACCUCAUCUUCGUCAUCUUCCUGACGGCGUUUGUCCUCGACAACAGAAUUGAUGAACCGAAAAACUUCUCUGACCUCAACCCCAUCUCCAAGGUUGCGACGUGGGUGGUGAUGUUGUACUGCUUCUACGGCAUCGUCAUCACGGAACUGCUGCAGCUGGUGCAACUUGGCCUGGAGUACUUCAACUGGCGGAACAUUCUCGAUUGGGGCGUCUACAUCUUCUCCCUCAUCCUCGUGAUGUACCCGCUCAUCAACGUCAACAGCACAAACGACACCGCCCACUGGACCACCGCAUGGUUUGCUGGGAGCGUGGCCAUCUUCCUGACGUGGAUGAACCUCCUUGUCUUCGUGCGCCGUUUCGGUGGCCUUGGCAUCUACGUGCUCAUGUUCACAGACACGCUCGCAACUGUCCUCAGGAUGAACAUCAGCGUCAUGAAUCUGCUCAUCGGUUUGGCUGUCGGUGACAUUGAGAAGAUCAGCCAGAGCGCAAACGUGAACCGCCAGGCCAUCAAGUCGAAGUAUCUUCAGGCUGCAGAGCAGUGGCUUCCCCGCUCCCUUCGGCAAAACCUGCGAUCGUUUGAGACUGUGAAGCCCAACAAAGGCAAAGGCAAGGGCGGGCUGCUGAGCCUAGCUGCCUCUUUCCUUGAUGAGAAUGUUGGCUUUGACGACUCAAAGGCCGCCAUGACCGAGGAGGGCGUUAUCGAGGAGGUGCGCGAGCAGACAGAUCUCCUUCGUGAAACCACCCGCGAUGCCUUUGACGAAAUCAAGGAAGUACAAAGUCGCGCAGAUGCCUCCACGCAAGCACUCAAGCUGCUUUCCAAACGCCUGCAGCAGCAUGUUGACAACGCUUAGACACCCCCCACCCCCUCUCUCUCUGAAACGCGACCACAACAACCACAGCAACCGCAACCACGACAUGUGUCGUUUCAUUUCUCUGCUUCUGUUGUUUCAAAUCAUUGUCCCUGCAAGCGCGUUGGUUGUUGCCCCACCAACAUUGUUUGCACGCUGCUUCGUGAUCCGCGUUUGAUUGUUUGAUUGAGGUCGCGCUUCCUUUCGUUGUUGUGUUUGUGUUGUUUGUUGUGGCUGUGUGACAUGCCAUACUUAUCGUUGUUGUUGUUGUGGUGACAGAUGCAACGUUUGCCAAUAUUACCGUCAAGUGACAUCAUGUUCUCGAGGCAACACUUUAUGCUCGCGUGCAAGCACCGUCGAUCACAUCAUCCCCCG
This is a messenger RNA of Salpingoeca rosetta, 3763 nucleotides long. RefSeq lists its product as uncharacterized. Gene Ontology annotation, molecular function: protein binding. The coding region runs from base 191 to 3391 and encodes 1066 amino acids. The record is from RefSeq and is a predicted model, not a curated record. Lineage: Eukaryota; Choanoflagellata; Craspedida; Salpingoecidae. The transcript has 34 exons.